AUGGCACAACAACAGAGAAGAUUUAUUCGAAGAACAUCGGCUACAAGAAUUAGUCAAAAUCAACGUUCAGGAAGUCGUUCAAAUCAAAGACGAAGUCGAUCAAGACAACAGCGUAGACGUGUUACAAGGCAAAUACGUUUAAAUGAUUUUAUGCCACAAGAACUACGUGAACCUUCACCAAAUCUUCCUAAUGAUUUUAAUUUAGCUACAACAAAUACAGCUAUAACUACAGCUUCAAAUUUUAAUAAUGUGCCAGUUGAUGCAUUACCACAACGUACCAUUUUUGCUUCAAAUGUAACUCAACCGUUUGUUGUCAACAAUACAAAUGUAAAUGGACAACGACAACAGCAAGGCUAUGGUUCAAAUCAACAGCGACAACAAACAACUACAACAACAUCAUCAUUUCGACGUCGAAAUAGACGAAUUCGCCAACGACAAUAUCGUCAAAAUCAAAAUAUUAUUGAAAAUAAUCGAUUUGCUGUAUUGGCUGAAAAUAAUCUUGACAAUGAUGACAAUGUUGAUUUAGUAUCAGAUGUUGAUGAAAAUGAACCAGUUCUUGCUACAAAUAUUAGUAAGAAAAAUCAAAAGAAAAAGAAAAAUCGAUCAUAUUUAAUAUAUGAUCGUAUAUUGGCAUGGAUAGAAAAUAAUACAUCAACAGCAACUAAUAAUAUUAUUGGAAAAAGUGGUAAUCAUGCUUAUUUAAUGGCUUCAAUUCCUAUAUAUGAUGAAUGGAUUCGAGCUAAUUAUGAUAUACAAGUUUGGGAAAAUUAUUUAAAAAUGGGUACUGAAAAUAAACAUUGGGCAAAAGAAAUUAUUCAACGUACUAAAAAACGUGAUGAUAUAGUCAAUACACAAUUUGUAAAAAAGAAAAUUAAUCAAUUAUCAGCUAUAGUUGCUCAAGCCAAUGCAACUAUAACGGAUUUAAAAAUUCAAUUGCAUACUUAUUGGUCACAAAUACUAGUUUAUAAAAAAGGAAAAGAAAAAGAAAAAGAAAAAGAAAAAGGAAGAGCUAUCAUCGAAGUAGCUUCUUCUCUUAAAUCGAAACAAGUCACUUACGUUACCAAGGGUCCUAAAUAUGUGCCACCAUGUCAAAGUCGCUUUUCGGGUCCAACCGUUGAUAAAUUUGUUACACGGGAAUAUGAUAAUAUUGUUCAAUGUUUUGAAAAUGGCCUUAAAAAAAAUUGUAUUUCAUAUUCCGAUCCACAAGCGAAAGACUUCUUUAUUGCUGUAGAAAAUCUUAUUCGCCGUUUCUACACAACUCCUUUACCUCCGAAAUUAUUCGCUCGUGCUCAAUAUGAACAUCGAAUGAUCAAAAGUAUCCAACGUCAACUCAAAAAGUCCAAUGUGGUUCUACGAAUAACGGACAAAAGUAAAGUAUUUCAUUUAGGUUGUGUUUAUGAUUAUCAUCAAAAAGCACUACAAUACAUCCAUGAAACCAAUGCCUAUAGAGAAAUAACAAGUGGUAUUAAUCCAUGUCAGAAUCAUGUACAAACAGUCCUAGCAUUAAUCGAUCCGAUGUUGAAAAAAAGAGAGAUUAAUCUUGAAAUAUGGAAACAAUAUAUGCGACCAAAUGUAACCACAACUGAAUUAGCUCAUCUAUACUUUAUACCAAAGCCACACAAAAUUGGUACACCAUUGAGACCGAUUGUGUCGUCAAUAAAAGCAGCAGCAACUGGUGUUUCACACUUCUUAGAUAUUUUACUUCGUCCCAUGUUUAACCGAGUAGCAAAGGAAACUAUAUUUCUGAAUGGAAUUGACUUUGUUCGACAAAUGGAAACUUAUCGAAAUAGUGGUCGACUCUUGCCAACAACACUGUUGGUUACUUUCGAUGUGACUAAUCUCUAUACUAUGAUACCUCGUGAUGGAGCUAUAAUCGCUUUACAAAAAUUCUUAUACAAACAUGGAGAAAAUCGUCGAAUUCACGGAAUGACAAUCGAUACUAUAACGCGACUUGCUCGUCUAGUUUUAGAUACAAAUUGUUUCGUCUACGAAAAGAAAUAUUAUCAACAAAUUCGUGGUGGGGCUAUGGGAUCACCAUUUACUAUGACAUUAGCUAAUAUCUAUAUGUGGGAUUGGGAACAUUCAUUAAUUGAACAUCAAAAAAUACAUAAGGAACUCUACGGCCGUUAUAUUGACGACGUCUUUAUGACGACUAACUUGCCAUUUGAUGAAAUCAAUGCUCGACUCAAUAUAGCCAAUCAGCAAGAUGAAAACAUUAGAAUAACUCAUACGAUUAGUUCAACUGUGGAAUUUCUCGAUGUACUAGUCGAAAAUAAUCAAGGUCAAUUGAGAACUUCAGUAUUUCAUAAACCAGCAGCUGAACCAUAUAUUCUACCAUUUUUGUCGGAUCAUCCACGUCAUAUUCAUCGUAGUACUGUCAAAUCACAACUCAUUCGAGCGGCACGUCUCUGUUCCCAUGUCGA
Messenger RNA from Rotaria sordida, 2423 nucleotides. The record is from the annotation of a GenBank genome assembly. Lineage: Eukaryota; Metazoa; Rotifera; Eurotatoria; Philodinida; Philodinidae.